Molecule: messenger RNA, 716 nt
Organism: Guillardia theta CCMP2712
Lineage: Eukaryota; Cryptophyceae; Pyrenomonadales; Geminigeraceae
Exons: 1
Coding region: 198-464 (88 amino acids)
Source: RefSeq, a predicted model, not a curated record
GGGUCUUCUAACAGAUUUAUUUGUCUCGAAACUCAACGUUUUCAAGUAGAACAGCAAGCAUCUUCUUGUUAACAACGCCAAAACCCUCCAUGAUAGUACAAACGAGACGCCAACAGCAAUCAUCUCAACUCUUCGCAUCCAAGUUCCUCCGUCGGAACCGCGAGAAUUUUCUUCGAUGAAGUUUCAUCGUCUUCUCCAUGCAACUGCUCUUCAGGUGCGUCACAAGCCAUAGAUUUGUCGUUCGACAAGCCUUCUUGUGUGUCCUCUCCGCUGGACUUCAACUCCUCGCCCUGAUCGGAAGAAGGCUCCAGCUCGAGCUUCUGUGUAUCGUGGUCUUGUACCAGUUCUUCAUUCCCACCUUGGUCUUGUACCUGCCCAUCACUCUCCUCUAUUUCCUGGCUGCCUUGUGUGUCCUUGUCAAGUUCAUCAGUACUUUGACCGUUAUCCCCUCGAUCAUCAUCUAAGACUUCUUCUCCGUCCCUCAUAUCACAUUCAGUCCCUUGUGUUUGGGCUAUUUGGCAUUCUCCUUCUACCCAGGCAUUCGAACUUGGGCUUUCUAUCUGACAAUCUGGCACUGCAGACUCGCGUCUCUGCUCAGGCUGUGUGGGCAGCUCCUCACUGGUGGGAGAGCUUUCCUCCCUUCGGAUGGUUUCCCCGCCUGAGACAGGUUCACGAGCAGCUCUGUCCCCCCCUGAGACCUGGAACCCGACCAACUG